AUGGUCAAGCCUCGAGGCAAAAGAAGAAAACAAGGACCCUUUCUGUUAGGAGUCCGCCUUCCAGUUCUCUCUGUCAACAACAAGCUUGCCCGCAGCCCAACUAUGGAGUACAUACGCAGUGCCUACUCCGUACCCAGCGACCCGUUCUACGCCAGAUACAGCUUAACCUCAUCCCCUGGUCCGUGUGUCGCCUUCGACUGCCUAGGCGCAAUGCCCCCAGGCUCAGUGUGGAGGAGGAGAGUGGAUGAGCUCCCUCAAGCGUCUCCAUGCCAUUUUCUCUGCCUCUCUGCCUCCGCCUCUGCUACUGGGUCGAUUGGUUCACGCGGCGGUCAGAGAUCUCUGCCUCAAAGACGGCCCAAGCCUUUCGGGAUUCAGGGUUCUGCGCUGUGCCCUAUACCGGAGCCACGCUCUCAUGUUGCAUGUUCGUUUGCGGCUUACGGCUUGCCCUCGGUUUUUCGACGUUGGGGAGGGGCCUCACUUGGAAUGGGGAACUUACAUCUCCGUACUGUUUCCAGUGUAGGUAAACGGAGUAUUGAAAGGCUUUUUCAACGAGUUUUCCAAUGA
Colletotrichum lupini is the source of this 564-nucleotide messenger RNA. RefSeq lists its product as uncharacterized. The coding region runs from base 1 to 564 and encodes 187 amino acids. NCBI's taxonomy places the organism in Eukaryota, Fungi, Ascomycota, Sordariomycetes, Glomerellales, Glomerellaceae. The record is from RefSeq and is a predicted model, not a curated record. The transcript has a single exon.